Aspergillus lentulus is the source of this 2448-nucleotide messenger RNA. RefSeq lists its product as uncharacterized. NCBI's taxonomy places the organism in Eukaryota, Fungi, Ascomycota, Eurotiomycetes, Eurotiales, Aspergillaceae. The record is from RefSeq and is a predicted model, not a curated record.
AUGCUUGCAAGGCAAGAAGAGGCGGAUCUCUCUGACCGGCCAUCCACCAGAGCUUCCAAUGAUCCCCCGGACUAUACAGCCCACAUCCGUUCAAAAUCAACCGCUCAUGCUCACAGUCCCAAACGCCUCUCUGUCUUCAGUGGUCGAUCCAGGAGCAAUACCUCAACCUCUACCUCAUCCUCCCGCCGCUCGCCCGCUUCCUCUAUGACUUCUGCUGACGCUGCUUCAUUGCCCUACUCCAGUGAAGACCGAGCCAGCUCCUCGGCAGGUAUUCGGUCGGACAGGCAUGAGAGGCAUGAGAGUAUGACCAAAUCACUCUUCUCACGGGGGAGCCGUAUUCUGCGCCGUCAGGGAAGCAAGUUCAAUAUCGCUGCCACUCUCGACGAGGAGGAUGAAGUAGAACGCGAGAAGUCGCGUUUCGAGGUCUCAGAGAUCUUCAGUCGCCACCACAAGACGCGACAAAGUAAUGCCCAAGAACAUUUGAAGAGCCUGAUUUCCAAUCCCUUUGAUUUCCACCAUCUGACUCAUACGAGUCCGUCCCAAUUUCAGGCGCUGGAUAAAGCCAGAGAAAAUGACAUUGUCACCGAAUUUUCCGCCAUUCGUGCCUCUCAGAGACCGAUGACGGGACUCAAGGGCAUUCGGGCAGACGAUCUCCAUUUUCAAGGCUUCUCAUCGGAGGAUCUCACAGAUGGCGGGGCAGCUAUUGCAGAGCACCGAACUUCUCCGACUCCGACAAGCCCACCAGCUUCUCCAGGCGUUUCAUCUUCAAUCAGUCCGAAACAGCACGAUCAUCGGGCCAGAAGAGAAUCGCGCGUCUUUGAGAACUUCUCUCGACCUGUGCCGAGAUAUCCCAGGGCCGGCUCCACCACUCCGCCGCGGAGAACGAUCUCUCCUCAACUGACAGCUUCGCCAGACUUGUCUGAGCCCGCACCACGCGCCAUUGAUGAGAUUCUUGGCUUGCCCUCCCAGCCCACAUACCCUGAACACGUGUAUGGCAACACAGACGACGUGGAACAGUACUCUUCCAUGCCGCAGUUUAGGGUUGAAGGGAUAUUUUCGUUUCAACCAGAACAUGCUGUCACUACAGACGCGAGCACCGAAAGAAUAGACGCUGAGACCUCUGUCUCCCUUCCUAGCCUCAAGUCUGUGUUGGAAGAAGUACCGGAGGAGCAGGGCAUCACUCACUGGCAUGAUAGCCCCGAGGCGGAUGCCGGCACAGCAAUGCCUCCAGCCUCUUCUCAGAUAGACCCGUCAGCCGAGGUGCCAAUCCCGUCUGUUCAGCGUCGCAAGUCUCGACUAUCCAUCUGCGUUGCUGAGGAGCUCUCCAGAAAGUUCUCCGUGGCUCUCGGCUCUCCUACUCUUCCACAGUAUCGUCUGUUCCAGGAUGCCGCCGACCAAGCGGUUGGAGGGCCAAUUCGCCGGCGAUCAUCCGCUCAUCGCAAACCUGCCUAUGAAACCAUCUAUGAGUCUUGGGAUGCUGAUAUCGAUUAUUGCUACGAGCAUGCGGCGGAAUCAACGUUUGACUUUGACUGGUCAGGUAAUUCGCUGGAUGAGGCUCGUUCGGCAGAUAACGAUGACGACCCCAGAGCAGCUUGUGGGGGCCCAACAAACGAAGGCAAGGACGUCGAGCUUCUUCACCCUACACAGCUCAGCACGUCGCGUUUACCCAGUCCGGAGUUGGAUCCCAGCCCAGCCCGUUCGUUACUCAGCUCUCAAGUAGCUGUGACCCCGUCCAGCGCAGAGUAUGAGAGCGAAAUCGUCUCUACCGGCGGGGACUAUUUUCAGCCGGUCAAUUCAUCAGUCUUCCCAUCUGCUCUCGGAAAACAGAUGACGCAGGACACUCUGUACGAGGAGUACCUAGCGGCUGAUGCGGAAUCUGAUCGGCAUUUCUCCUUUUGCUCACAGGGACUAAUUCACGCUAUGGACCAUCCGGUGUCUCCCCGAAGCAGCUUUUCUCCCAUCAGCAAGUGCAACUCGCAGGAGAGCCUGAUACUUUCCCGUGCCGCGUCGAUUGUCCGCAAACAUCGUUCCUCUGUCUCGACGGGCAGUGUCCCAGAGCUGGUGCAUAGCCUGGCGAGCAGCCGGGAACUGCCAUCCAUGGAGCACUUGCCCUCUACGGAGCAGUCUGGUUACACAGCACCAUCAUCGGCAGGCCGUACGGAAGUUUCUUGCUACCACCGGCAGACCAAGAGUCUGGCACGAGAGGUUGAGACGCAGAUCAUGUCGCGAUCUGAAAAUAACUCCAGCCCCGGGCCUGCGGACCCGGCGCGGGCAAGCGGUUCGAUUCACGAUAGAGCCAAAUCAACAUCUGAGGUAGAGGUUCCAAGAACCGUCAGGACUACUAGGAGUAAUGCUUCGGCACCCCUUCCUCCCAUCCCGCUGAAGAGCCCGAACCGAAGAAAAGGCAGGACAUCAUACUCCCUUUUCCCUACCCCUGCAGCGAAUUGA